Molecule: messenger RNA, 1882 nt
Organism: Fragaria vesca subsp. vesca
Lineage: Eukaryota; Viridiplantae; Streptophyta; Magnoliopsida; Rosales; Rosaceae
Product: U-box domain-containing protein 9-like
Exons: 2
Coding region: 272-1642 (456 amino acids)
Biological process (GO): protein ubiquitination
Cellular component (GO): nucleus; cytoplasm
Molecular function (GO): ubiquitin-protein transferase activity; protein binding
Source: RefSeq, a predicted model, not a curated record
GCGUGUGUGUGUCUUGGCUCCUCUGGUCUUCUGACUAUUUGUGGCUUCCCCUCAGUUUUGCUCUUACACAGUUUUUGAGUUUCCUUUCCUUCUUUCUUUUUUGUUACUGAGAAUAAAUAGAACCAACCCCCAAAAGCAAAAAGAGAAGAGCAAGAACAAUGUCACACCCCAUUCCCACUCUGCUUUGUUUCUCCAUUCUCAGAAACAAAGAUUGAGUUUUGAGUCCGACCCAGAAUCCAGAACCGAAAACCCAGAAAGAGGAACCGACCCAAUGGCGAAGACCGGCGUGUUUGAUUCUGAUCCGGCGGUGGUGGCCAAGGCAACAGAGUUGAAGAAGGAGUUGCUGAGACUGGUGAGGUCUAUUGUGGACGAUGAGGGUUGCAGCACGGAGACAAUUGAUCAGGCGAAAGAGACUCUUGGUGCUCUCAAGGAAUUGGAGCUGAAGAAGAGAUCACUGUCUUUUAAGCUUAAGGACAUUUUGGCUUGCCCUGAGGAAUUUAAGUGCCCAAUUUCCAAGGAGUUGAUGAGAGACCCUGUGAUUGUUUCUACAGGACAGACGUAUGAUAGACCAUUCAUCCAGAAGCAGCUGAAAUCAGGCAACAGGAUAUGCCCUCAAACCCAACAAGUACUUUCACACACAAUUCUUACUCCUAAUAACUUGGUUCAUGGAAUGAUAUUGCAAUGGUGUAAAGAUCGAGGGAUUCAGUUAUCGGAUCCUGCUCUCCUUGCCAAUGAGGAUGGGAUAACAGCAUCAGACAGAGACCAUUUGCUUUCUUUGCUCCAGAAGAUGUCUUCCGCAUUGCCUGAACAGAAAGAAGCUGCAAAGGAGCUUCGGUUGUUGACAAAGAGGAUCCCUUCUUUCCGGGCACUUUUUGGCGAGUCUCUAGAUGCCAUCCCUCAGUUGCUCAGUCCACUCUCCGAAGGCAAGUUUGAAGGUGGUAUUCACUCGGAGCUCCAAGAAGAUGUGAUCACGACGCUAUUGAAUCUUUCAAUCCAUGACAACAACAAGAAGCUCGUUGCAGAAACUCCGAUGGUAAUGCCACUACUAAUUGAAGCAUUGCAAUCAGGAACAAUUCAGACAAGGAGUAAUGCAGCUGCAGCACUUUUCACUUUGUCUGCUCUUGAUUCCAACAAGGCACUCAUUGGAGAAUCCGGUGCCCUGAAACCACUCAUUGACCUCCUUGAAGAGGGGCAUCCAUUAGCAAUGAAAGAUGUAGCUUCUGCGAUUUUUAAUCUAUGUGUCACACAUGAGAACAAGGCAAGAGCUGUGAGAGUUGGUGCAGUGAAGACAAUCCUCAUGAAGCUAACAAACCGUAUGCACGUGGAUGAGUUGUUGACCAUCCUUGCAUUACUCUCAAGCCAUCCCAAGGCUGUGGAGGAAAUGGGUGAUCUUGGUGCUGUUCCUUGCUUGUUAAGCAUCAUGAGGGACGCCAUAUGUGACCGCAGCAAGGAGAACUGCAUCGCUGUCCUUCACAUUAUCUGUUUCAAUGAUCCAACCAAGUGGAAGGAAAUGAGGGAAGAGGAGAAGAACUACAGAACAAUAUCUGAGCUUGCCAAGAAUGGAACUUCAAGGGCUAAGAGGAAAGCAAGUGGCAUCCUAGACAGACUGAACAGAGGCGUAAAUUUGACACAUACUGCUUGAUGGGGGAUCACUUUUUUCACUGUUACAGUGUUACAGAACAGCAUAGUUGUAUAUUCUUCACCUAGUUCCAUAUCCCUGGUUGGUUGUACAGUACUCGGGCAACUCGGGCAUCAUUGUGUAAUCUUUCUCCAUCCCCCAUUUUGUAUGUUCUCUUCCUCUUUAAGAUUUUUCAGUGUCAAGUUCAGAAGCUAGUCAUGAAGAAAUAAAAGAGCAAGCUUUAUAUGUACAUAUUUACCAAAA